UUGUCAACAAAAAUAAGUUGACGUAUACAAUUGUGUAAAAACGAACAUUAAAUUUCAUGAUGUCGCUUAGUAAUAUUCAAGAAGAGCAUAAACGUUUGAGUUUGGAAGAGGUUAGAAUUACAGAAAAGCUCGACUUACUGAUGGGUCAGCAGUGUGAUAUAGAAGCAAAACUGCGGAAUGUUUCCUUACUCGUACCUCGUCUGAAAUCUGUGAAAAGUGAUGCAAAACACCUAUCAGGAAUGAUACAUUUCACUUGCACACUUGCUGAAAAUGUGAGCGCUAAAGUGAGAGAACUUGAUAUUGCCAAGGGAAGGGUUUCAGAAUGCCAAAAGCGGGUGAAUGAUCUACUGGACCUGCAACUUUGUCGAGAAGGAGUAAUUUCAGCUAUGAAAAAUGAGGACUUUGAAAAAGCUGCUGCACAUGUUCAUAGAUUUUUAUCCAUCGAUGAAACUACCCUGAAGCUAACAGCAGGAGAUAUUGCCCAAGGUCCUACUGUGGAUAGUUCCCUAGUACUGUUACAUGAAGCGCAAGCUCAGUUGUGUAAAGUUCUUCAACAAAAGUUUGAUGAGGCUGUAAAAGAUGCUGAUGCUGCCUCUGUUGAAAGAUUUUUUAAAAUAUUUCCCCUUCUUAACAUGAAUGAAGAAGGAAUUUCAAAGUUUGGCAGCUAUCUUGCGGCACAGUUGAAAGAAAAAGCUCAAAAGAAUCUGAGGCAAGCUGAUGGAGAAGCCACCAAUGUAAGAGCAAAUGUUUAUUUUGCCGACACGCUAACUCUACUUCUGGAAACUGUGGCUCGCAUCAUUGAAAUCCAUCAGCCGCUAGUGGAAACCUAUUACGGUCCCGGUCGUCUUCUUCAAGUAGUGGAAUAUUUACAACCAGAAUGCGACAAACAAGCAAGUCAAAUAUUAGCGGAAUUUCGUCGCUCUCGACAGUUUGACAAGCAAAUCCAUCUAGUAUCGGAAGUACUAUCAAACGGUAACAAAGCGUUACACGAGAAAUGCGAUCCUAGGGUCUUGGAUGCCGUUCUUGCCGAGCUUACUCUCCUUAGUUCUCGAACAGUGCUUUACCUACGUUUUCUUCGCCGAAGAGUGGCGAAUGAUCUUGAGGUUGGAAUUACAGAAGAACAAUCUCGGGAUCUUCGAAUGAACGAAUUCGAAAAGUUGUUGAGUAGUAAAACAGGGAUUAACCGUGCUGUGCAAGAGCUUCUUGGCCAUUAUAUUAUGCUAGAGCGCUAUUUUCUUUCGGAAAGCGUUUCUAAAGCCGUUGCAAUGGAUACCGCUGUAGAAGGUUCUUUAACCUCUAGCAUAGUUGAUGAUGUCUUCUUUUUAGUGAAAAAAUCAAUUAGACGAAGUCUGACUAGCUGCAGUAUUGAUAGCAUUUGCGCUGUUAUCAAUAAUGCGUGUACCCUCUUGGAAGAAGAUUACGCAUUGGUAUUCCAGCAGCAGUGUAAGCUGGGAUUUCCGUCUGGCUAUUUGGAUUUAACGCAAGCUUAUAACGCUAUACAGAGCUCACUUCAACAAGGAUCGAUAAGACUCCAGUCAUCGGAUACAGAAAAAACUAAAGCAAACUUCUUGACAGCACUCAACAAUAUUGAAACUAGUAUAGAAUGCAUUGAAACAUUGGAUAAAAAUGUUUCCCAUGAAAUCCAACUUAACCUCGGAAGCACCAUGACGAGUCGUGACCAAGAAAAAAUUAAAUCGUGCCUGGCUGGAUUUGAGACAUCAAAAAAUAAAUUCCGUCACUUAUUAGAUUUCGGCCAUGAGCAGCUAAAAUCUUCAGCCAUUAAGCCUCGGAUAAAGCCAUGGGUUGACCAGCUUCUUUCUGUCAACCACGUAAUUGAUGAGGAGGAAUUUAGCUGCUACGAAGCCCAAGACCCGUUUAUUCAGGAGUUGAAUCUUCAUUUAGACGGAUUCAUGAGUGGCUUUAAAGAUUCCUUGACUCCAAACAAUUAUCAAACCUUAAUCGGAACUCUCACUUCCCAAGUCGCGCAACAGUUCGAGAAAGUUAUCUUCAAAACUGUCUUUAACAGGUUAGGCGCUUUACAGCUAGACAAGGAAAUACGAGCGUUGAUCACUUAUUUAAGCACAACAACGACAUGGACUAUACGUGAUCGAUUCACCCGGUUGACACAAAUAGUUACAAUAUUGAAUAUUGAAAAUCUGGCAGAAAUAUCUGAAUAUUGGGGCCCUAAUGCCGGUACGGUAACAUGGAGGUUAACACCACAAGAAGUACGACAAAUUUUGAUGCUGAGGACUGAUUUUCGAGCUGAUGAAAUUAAACGACUUAAGUUGUAAGUGCAAUAGUUCAGCUAUUGGAAGUUGGAACAACGUCUUUUAUAUUUCGAGCUAAAUAAUUUUCCAGAUUUACACA
Molecule: messenger RNA, 2367 nt
Organism: Daphnia carinata
Lineage: Eukaryota; Metazoa; Arthropoda; Branchiopoda; Diplostraca; Daphniidae
Gene: Cog4
Product: conserved oligomeric Golgi complex subunit 4-like
Exons: 13
Coding region: 57-2291 (744 amino acids)
Source: RefSeq, a predicted model, not a curated record